Molecule: messenger RNA, 4547 nt
Organism: Phyllopteryx taeniolatus (common seadragon)
Lineage: Eukaryota; Metazoa; Chordata; Actinopteri; Syngnathiformes; Syngnathidae
Product: mucin-2-like
Exons: 7
Coding region: 106-4473 (1455 amino acids)
Source: RefSeq, a predicted model, not a curated record
UUGUUUCCCUAUUAAUCCAACCUGUGCAGACAGCACUCUUUUAAAUUGUCAGCACAGAGCAGAACUUGACUUUGUCUUUAUGCAGAGCCUUCCUCUUUAGUUCCAAUGGCGUGUAGAGAGCCAGGUGGCUCUAAGUUUUUACUCUAUUUUGGACUUUUUCUGCUUGCUGCUGGUACAUUUUGCAAAUGCUCCCAAUUGGCAAGGCUGAAGACAUCAGUUCAAGUAAGACACAACUCCCCACUGAUUGCAGACAAAAGUGGUAUUUCCUACAGUGGAAGGCUGUUAGUCCCUCAGCAAGUUCCUCAUUCAAACAUCCUUGAUGCUGAUUCAGAUUACCAGGCAGAUGUGGGGGGGAAUAUUUACUGGCAACCCGGUGUGCAGGAUGAUUUUUCAAAAGCUGACAAAGUAUUGACGGAUCAUCUCAUUAAAAUGGAUCCAAAGGUGGAAUGUACAGCCAACUCUAUGAAACUUCAAGUCCAAGAUGUUGCGUCCACUCCUGGAGCUCUGAUUUUGGUGGAUAGGGGUACUCUGUCUCCAUUGCCUUUAUCCAUGCUACCACAAAGCUGUGGAUACAACAUCAUGUCAACACGAAGAGAAAUGGUCUUGGUUGCUCCUUAUGAUGGCUGUUUUGUCACUCUUGAGGAGGAUUCUUAUGUCCUACCCUUACUUUGGUGGGGGUUCCCAGUGAGGAUGACAUGCCCACUGAUUAGACAAUCUUCAACUAACCCACCAAUGGUCACCUGCCAUCCAGAGGGCAUGAUUGUGAAAACUGAAUGGGCUAUUCCACUCUCGAGAAUUAAAAUAAAUGUGAAUGGCAAGUGGGAGUUUCUAACUGCUGCAUCACCCAAAUGUGGGAUCAGCAUAGUAAAACAUGGCCAAGGUGUGGUCAUGUCUGUUCGAUAUGGUCCCUGUCUGAAGAAGAAGGAUGGGCUGUACACUUUUGAAUUGGCUGGUGAAGGAGAAACUAAGGUUUCUUGUCCAUCAAUGGCCCCAGGUCUAUCUCAACCUACAAAAAGCCCAACACAGGAACCACUGGAACCCCUGAACAUAGGCUUGUAUCCCUCAUACCCAUUCCAUCAUUCACCUUUAAGUCCCGCCAAACCUGUGGUACCUCACAACCCCAAGCCUGUUCAACAUCCGUUCCAAAUUGAAGCCCUUCCUGCUCAUGUACGGCAGCCAGUGUACCCUCUCUUUCCUGUACCACGGCCUGAAACUAAACCAAACGAUAAGCCCACACCUCAUCUACAGCCUCUCAAAGCACAAACUCCUGAUACGCCAUCUUAUCUCUUCCCCUAUCCAUUUUAUACUACACCUGCGCCUGUAGCAAACCCUGUCCAAAAGCCCACACCUGCUCCACAGCCGCAUCGACCCGAAGUACCUCCAGGUCAUGUGGAGAAGCCAUAUUAUCCCUUCUUGCCUGAAAAUAAACCAAGCGAAGAUACCAAGUCUGUUCCUUCUCUGAACCCCCCCAAGACGCAACAACCUGAAGUCCCUUCUGGUAAUUUGGAGGAGCCAUAUUAUCCCUUCUUGCCAAAGCCACAUCCUGAAUAUAACCCAAGCAAGGAUAUUAAGACAGUUCCUUUUCCACACCCCCCAAAGCGUCAACAACCAGAAGUCCCUGGUCAUGUGAAGCCAUAUUAUCCCUUCUUGCCAAAUCCACAGGGUGAAAUCACACCACAAAAUAAACCAAGCAAGAAUGCCAAGAAAGCUCCUUCUCCACAACCCCCCAAGCCACAACCACCUGAUGACCCUUCAGGUUAUUUGCAGAAACCAUAUUACCCAUUCUUACCAAAUUCACAGACUGAAAAUAAACAAAGCACAGAUACCAAGACGGUUCCUUCUCCACAACAAGCUGAGGUUCAACCAGGUCAAGGUGCACAGCCAGCUUCCCCUAACCAACCUCUGCAAACCCCUAAAGCCAAGCCUACAGUUUCUCCACAGCUCACACAGCCACAAAACCCAGAGGCUCCAACAGUUCGAGCUGGGCAACCACUCUAUCCCUACCUCUCUCCAUUUUUCCCAGACCCUGAUAAUGAACCACAGCCGUCCCAACCAGAAGAACCUGCGAAACCACCAGGCAAAGUGCAACAGCCAGUCAAUUAUUUUCCUUCAAACCCCAUGCUAGGACCUGGACCUAAACCAAAUGACAAGCACAUGACUGCUUCACAACAGCCUAAUGACCCUCUGGAACAAAUAGAGCAGCCAACCCAUCCAUACACCUAUCCACUUUACCCUAUGCCCAGACCUAAAGAACCCACCAAAACAACGCCUAAUCCACAAAAGCCUGAGGUUACGCCAGGUCAAAUACAGCAGCCACCCAAUCCAUACUCCUACCCACUUAAUUCUACACCCAGACCAAAAGAACCCACCAGAAAACCAAUGCCAAAGCCCAAGAUCACUACAGGGCCGGUGCAGCAGCCACCCAAUCCAUACACUUAUCCAUUUUACUCUAUGCUCAGUCCUAAAGAACCCACCGAAAAGCCAUUGCCUCAUCCAUACAAUCCUGAGGUUCCUUCAAGUCCAGUGGAGCAGCCAACCGACCCAUACCCCUAUCCACUUUACCCUAUACCUAUUCCUAAAGAACCAGCCAAAAAGCCAAUGCUGGAGCUAUGGCCAUUCAAACCACAAAUACCUGAAGUCCCUCCUGGAUCAGUGAAGCAACCAACAGAUCCAUACCCCUAUCCACUUUACCCUAAGCCAGGUCUUAAACAACCAGCCAAAAAGCCCAUGCCAAAUCCAUGGCUAUUCAAACCACAACAGCCCAAGUUCCCUCCUGGACAAGUGAAGCAGCCAGCUGAUCCAUACCACUUUCCACCUUACCCUAGGCCCAGCCCUAAAAAAACAGCCAAGAAGCCAAUGCCAGAUCCAUGGACGUUUAAAUCACAAGACCCUGAGGCCCCACUGAGUCAUGUGGAGUGGCCAGUCUACCCCUUGUGGCAUCAAAACAAACCAGUUGCCAAGCCUGUACAGCACCCCCAAACACCUGUGUUCCCUCCAAGUUGGGUCUCACAGCCGCACAAUCCCUACCUGGUUUACCCUGUUCCCAGCCCAGGAGACUUGCCCAAAGAGCCAAUGACUUUUCCACAGCCACCAGACUCAAAACCUGAAGUCCCUGGCCCUGUACAGCAACCAGCUUAUCCCUACUAUCCAAUUAAUGUUGGACCAGUUAAGAGUUCACCUGCUCCACUGAAACCUGAGGUCCCUGGGAAUGUCUAUUGGCCUUUGGAACCUCAAACACCAGUAAAACAUAUUUCAACACAUCUUUUUAAACAUACCACUCAGAAGCCUACAGAAGGUGAAAAACUUUCACCCAUCCAGUCACCGGAGAGUGAGAUGCCUCCUCCACAAUGGGAGCAGUAUGUAACAGUACCCCCAGCCAAGGAACCACAACAGGCUACUCCACUCCUGCAGUCCACUAACGGUGCUGUGGUCCCCCAGGGUUCAGCAAGUGGUUGCUUUCAAUUUUGCGCCGUUGGUUUUUCAAAUUGCUGCCCACAAAUUACUUUCCAUCAGCAUCUGUAUCUUUCCUCUCCUGGACCAGCUGAUAAAGUGACACAUAAAUUUCCAUUUCUUGCUUCAAUGGCCUAUUAUGUACCUAGAAAUGGCAUGGGUUAUCAAAAAAAUCCUGAGAAAAAUGUAGACUCUGUUCCAAAUAAAAAGCAACCAUAUCACCAGUCAUCAGGUAGCAAUUCUGCUUCAUUACUUGGAAGUAUUCCCAACAAGGUACCAGCUCCUGAAAGUCCAAGUUACCCUUAUUUGGCUUUUAAACCUAAUUCACAGCAUUCCAGGUGGCUAUAUGAGAAUAGUCCAAAUUUAGCACCAAGCCAAUUAUCACCACAAGUUAUGCCCUUCAGGGUUCAGAAUCGAUUUUACAGCCCUGUAAAUCAAGAGGCACAAAAUGAGCAUCCAAAGACGCAAAACUACCAACGUUUACCUAGAGUCAUAAAUUAUCCAUCUGGUCUGAAUGCCAGGUCUAAUAUCGCCCAGUAUCUUCAACAGCACAACCCAAAUCGUAUGCCAAUACCUAGGGAAUUCUCAUAUGGAUCUGACAGACGUUCCCGUUCUGAAGUCCAGGAUGAGCUUAGCCCUUUGCUUCCUUACUCCAUGCUUAAUGAUGCUGAAGCAACCAAAAACACUUCAUUCCUGCAGAAUUUGCCACAAUCGUCACAUUGGAAUAAGCCCAAAAAAUCCUUCAAACGUGAUCAGACUGAGCAUUCUUCUGACCCAAAAGGUUACGUACUCCUUCAGCGUGGCCCACCAGGUGAAGCACCAAGGUGGUCUGUGAAGUCCAAAAAUUUUAGGGAUGGCGUUCAUGACCAAAAUGUCCCGGUUCAACAUUUUGCAAGGCACCAGCAUGUUAACACCUGGAAUAGGAAAGCUCUGCUUGGUAAAGGAUUGACAGAGUCUUCAAGAAAUCACUUUAAACUAAAAAAAACUCAAACAAAUGCACCGCUUGUUCUUGGACCAAAAUAGAGUUCAACAAACAUGGGUUGGACUGUAACAAGCUGAGAUGACUUGCAUUAAUUGCAAAUAAACUAUUGACUUUA